Manihot esculenta (cassava) is the source of this 831-nucleotide messenger RNA. RefSeq names its product auxin-responsive protein SAUR36. Gene Ontology annotation, biological process: response to auxin. Lineage: Eukaryota; Viridiplantae; Streptophyta; Magnoliopsida; Malpighiales; Euphorbiaceae. The coding region runs from base 342 to 671 and encodes 109 amino acids. The transcript is spliced from 2 exons. The record is from RefSeq and is a predicted model, not a curated record.
AUCACCACCAUCAUCUCCUUUACAAUCCUCCAUCCACAUUUGAGUUCCCAGACAAAACAUGUCUCUUCUCUUUCGAUAUUUAAUACGCAUUGUUUCCCCAUCUUUUACUGUCAUGAAAAGGUCACCCCACAUUAUCAAGUGUCACAAGAAACCCAUUCUCUCCAUACAUUACUCAUCUGCGAGCUUCUCACCUCACCUUAGCUUUUUAUAAAGCUUCCUCCAAUCCAAAUGCUUUCCUUCAACUCACCAACUGCCUAUAAAAAUCAUAAACAACCACAACAUAAAUUCCAAUGCAAGAACCCAGAAGUCUACAGGAAAAAGGUCCUGGUUUCUUUUAGCACAUGAAGAGUUCUUCUAAGGUGCUAAGCGACAUCGUGCGGAAAUGGACUAAGAGAAAGAAAGGUCAUUUUGUUGUCUACACCAAAGAAGGCAAGAGGUUCGUUGUGCCUAUAUGCUAUUUGAAUCACCCCAUCUUCAGAGUUUUACUGGAAAUGGCUGAGGAGGAAUUUGGAACCACGACUCAUGGACCGUUGCAAGUUCCUUGCGAGGAAGAAUUUAUGGAAUAUAUUUUUGCUGUACUGAGGAAGAAUCCUUCUGUGGAAGUGGAAAGUGCUCUUAUCUCCAUGAAUACUUACAGGUUGCAGAAAAGGCUGAAGUCAUGUGAAGAGUGAAUGUUCAGUAUCCGAGUGUAAGAUCAUCUUACCUGCGCUCCAAUUAUGGAUCAAAAAGCAGUUUAUCUGAACUGCACAGAUGAUUAUGGUACCGUUGCAAUACCUUUGGAUUUAUUGUAAGUUUGUUGGUUUUUUAUUGAAAGUUCUGGUGUUUAACUGA